CCGUCUCAAACUCUCAGUUCAGUUCGUUACUUUUCCCCUUUCUCCCCUAACACAAUACACGCCAUUUUCUUUCACUUCACUCCCGCAUGGCGGUGACGGACCUCUUCGCCGGCGAGAUCGCCACCGAGCUCCUCAAGGUCCUUUUCUCAAUCUCCCGACGAGCCUGCCUCUGCAAAUCAACCGCCGAUGCCCUAAUCACCAGCACCAACCAGCUCCUCCCCAUCAUCCAGGAAAUAAAAUACUCCGGCGUCGAGCUCCCAGCCGCCCGCCAAUUCCAGCUCGACGGCCUCUCCGAGACGCUCCGCGGCGGCCUCGAGCUCUCCCGGAAGGCCCUCGCUUGCAGCCGGUGGAACGUCUACAAGAUGCUCCAGCUCGCCCGGAGGAUGGAGAGGCUCGAGAAGCGGAUCUCGGCCUUCCUCCACGGCCCGCUCCAGGCCCACGUCCUCGCCGACGUCCACCACCUCCGGUUCGAUUCCGUCGAGAGGUUUGACCGGCUCGAUUGCUCCGCCCGCCGGCUAGAGCAGCGGCUCGAAUCGCUGAAGAUUGGGGUUGGGGACGGCGGCGGCGGAGGGUGGAUGGAGGAGGCGGUGAAGAGAGUCGACGCGGAGGAGCAGCGGUGGGAGGGUAAUCUAAUAAAUGUAUUGGGGGUUGGUGUGGCGGAAGGGAAGAAGAGGGUCAAAGAGAUGGUGAUUGAGAGAGACGAAUUAGGGAUUGUUGGAAUCUGUGGAAUUGGGGGUUCUGGGAAGACGACUCUGGCUACUGAUUUGUGCAGGGACGAUGAAGUUAGAUGUCACUUCAAGAACCGGAUACUGUUCUUGACGAUUUCGCAGUCUCCUGAUGUGGAGCAGCUGAGGGCUAAGAUUCUGGGGUUUAUUGCUGAAUCUGAUCAUGGUAGUGGUAGCUUUGGCUGCGAUGAUGGGUUCAUUAAAGAAGCUGCUGGAGGUCGAGUUCUGAUUGUUCUUGAUGAUGUAUGGUCACUCUCGGUUCUUGAGCAGCUGAUCUUCAGGAUUGAUGGCUGUAAAACGCUUGUCGUUUCGCGGUUCAAGUUUUCUACCGUGCUUGGUGCUAGUUAUGAAGUGGAGCUUUUGAAGGGAGAUGAAGCUGUUUCAUUGUUCUGCCAAUCUGCUUUUGAGCAGAGUUUCAUCCCUCCUGGUUCUGAUGCAAACUUGGUCAAUCAGAUUGUGAAUAAAUGUAAAGGCCUUCCCCUGGCGCUCAAAGUGAUUGGCUCUGCAUUGAGAGGGCAGCCUGAGAUGUACUGGGCGAGUGCGAAGAAGAGGCUAUCUAGAGGCGAGCCAAUCUGCGAGUCACACGAGAACAAGUUACUAGAUAGGAUGGCAAUCAGUGUUCAAUUCUUGCCCAAGAAGGUUAGAGACUGUUUCCUGGAUUUGGGAUCUUUUCCAGAGGACAAGAAGAUCCCAUUGGAUGUCCUUAUCAACAUGUGGGUCGAGAUCCACGAUGUUGAUGAGGAAGAAGCUUUUGCUAUCCUUGUUGAGCUCGCAGACAAGAACCUGCUCACUCUCGUCAAGGAUGCAAGGGCUGGAGAUCUUUAUAGCAGUUACCAUGACAUCUCUGUGAGUCAACACGAUGUGUUGCGUGAUCUCGCCAUCCAUAUGACGAAUCGCGGCGAGAUAAAUGAAAGAAAGCAGAUGAUCAUGCCGAGAAGGGAGAUGGAGCUUCCAAGAGAAUGGGAGAGAAAUGCUGACAAUCCAUUCUUCGCUCAGAUCAUUUCAAUUCAUACCGGCGAAAUGAACGAAAUGGACUGGUUCGCCAUGAACCUCCCCAAGGCUGAAGUUCUCAUCAUCAACUUCUCUGCCACAACAUACUUCCUGCCUCCAUUCAUCCACAACAUGCCGAGGCUACGAGCGCUGAUCGUCAUCAACCACUGUUCCCAAAAUGCCACCCUCCGAAACCUCUCCGUCCUCUUCACGUGCUCCAACCUUCGGAGUCUCUGGCUCGAGAAGGUCACCAUCACCACAUUAGCAUCAUCAAAUCCUGAAACCACCCCUCUGACCAACCUCAGAAAGAUAUCUCUAGUCCUAUGCAACAUCAACAACACGCUCGAUUCCAUCCUACCCUCCACGUACCCUUCCUUAUCCGAGCUCACAAUUGACCACUGCGACGAUCUGAUCCAUCUCCCUUCCAUCACCUCCCAAUCCCACUCCCUCAAGAGCCUCAGCAUAACGAACUGCCACAACUUCCGCCAGCUUCCCACCAAUCUCGGCGACCUGAAGAGAUCUCUGCACAUCUUGAGGCUGUAUGCUUGCCCGAGCCUCAGGAUGCUGCCGCGGUCUACCUGUGAGCUGUCGAGGCUGAAGUACUUGGACGUGUCUCAGUGUGUGAACUUGAGGUCGCUUCCUGAAGGGAUCGGGAAGAUGGCCGGGCUGGAGAAGAUAGACAUGAGGGAAUGCUCGGAGGUGUUUUGUGUUCCUGAUUCCGCGGCGUCGAUGGAGUCGUUGAGAUGUGUGAUCUGCGACGAGGAGGUUUCGUGGUCGUGGAAAGGGUUUGAGAAGAUCGGGCUCCAUGUUCAGGUUGCGGAGAAGCACUUCAACUUGGACUGGCUCCAUGAAUAGUGCCACUACCAAAUACCACCAAAUAUGUAAUUAUCUUUUGUAGCCUUGUAGGGCAUUCACCAUUGUACAUAUAUGCAUCAAGUAAAUAAAUCGUUUUUUUUUUUUAUGUGUCGUUGUUUAAGUUCUAGCAUCGAUAGAUGGUACAUGACAGAAUAUCCAAUAUAUACAUUUGAGACUAUACUGAUCGUAAAAACGGGAUAAAUCCGUAAAAGCAAG
This is a messenger RNA of Linum trigynum, 2786 nucleotides long. The record is from the annotation of a GenBank genome assembly. Lineage: Eukaryota; Viridiplantae; Streptophyta; Magnoliopsida; Malpighiales; Linaceae.